AUACUUGUAAUAUUGUAAGUCUAUGAUCAUAUAUAUAGCAUAAUAUAUUAUGAUCUAUAGUUUUUGUCAUUUGUCAUUGUCACUGAAGCAGUAAGUUAUAUCAGUGAAGUAUGAAGCUGAACAGUGGUCAGUGAGCAGUCGCCAGUCGAACACUCGAACGGUGACCAGUGAAGAGUGAACUGCGCAACUCCAACUCAGUUUAUGCUGCCGUAGUGCCGUCUAAGAUUAUUGAUUAGUGCUUACUCAGUUACUCCGUAGUCCGUACUCCGUAGUCCGUAGUCCGUAGUAGUUCUCGUACUCGUUACUACAGACUACAGUUUUAAUCUCUUGAAAUUGCUGCAGUUUACUCAUAUUAGUCAAAUUAUCUCGGUGUCUCAUUUACAAUGUUAUUGAGAUAAAACGAAUUUUAGUUUCAACGUAUUACUAUUGUCUAUUUCUAUAUUCGCUUAAAGUUUAAUUUUUAAAACGUUUGAAUCGUUUGAUGAUUAUGAUUAAUUCCAAAAUGAAUUCGAUAGCGAAGAAAACAAACCUAGCCAACUCUUACAUUAUUUUCAGAUCCUUAACACAAAAUCAUGUAAAAGAGACUGUUAAUGCUCACGAAGUAGAACAUCAUUCCAAUAUGAAAGACUAUUGGUGGAACACUAAUGGACCACUGAAUGCAUUACACUCGUUUAAUCCAUUAAGAGUUUCAUUUAUAAUAAAUGGUUUAACAAAUAUGAAGAAAAUUGAAACUAAAAACAUUGGAACUCGUCAAAGUUUAGAAAAUAUAAAAAUACUUGAUGUUGGUUGUGGUGGUGGAGUUUUAACUGAGGCAUUAGCACGUCUUGACGGUCAUGUAACUGGAAUAGAUCCCAGUAAAGAACUAAUAACAAUUGCCAAUGAUCAUUCUAUGUUUCUUAGGAACAAAAACAUCAAAUAUUUAAAUGAAUCUAUUGAAGAGCAUGUUACAUCAAACACAGAAUCAUAUGAUGCAAUUGUAACUUCAGAAGUUUUGGAGCAUGUAUCCAACAAAUAUGGAUUUUUAACAAACUGUGUAGAUUGUUUAAAGCCUGGAGGAUCAUUGUUUAUAACAACCCCAAAUAGAACAAUUUUUUCAUGGUUAAGUGUUAAAGUGAUAGGAGAAACAUUUGAUUUUAUUCCAAAAGGUACGCAUGAAUGGGAAAAAUUUAUAUGUCCUCAUGAAUUGCAGUCAAUUUUAGAAAUAAAUUGUAAAUGUGAUACUAUUUCAAUUAAUGGACUGUCAUAUAAUCCUUUUACAAAUCGAUGGAGUUGGACUGACUCAACUGAUGUAUCAUAUGCCAUACAUGCAGUGAAAAGUACAUAGCUAGUAGCUACUACCUACCAUUAACUGUUACUUUGUAUUAAUCAUUGUCAAUUAUAUUAUUGUGCCUCAAUAAUUGUUACAAUUAUAAUACUAUUAAGUUAUAAUUUAAUAAUUCAAUUAAUUUUUAUUUUUGAUUAUUAAAUGUGCUAAAACUUUUUUACCGUCGUAUAAACGUUAUCAUCUUAUGUGAAUGUUAUUUUUCUUGAAUUAUCUAAAUAAUGUGUUUUUAAUUUAAAUAUUUUUAUGUGCAAUAAAUGCAUGGAGUUAAUAUUUAUAAAAGUAUUUUGCUCAUUGAUUAUAGUUAGGUACGAAAUUUUGUUAAAAAUUAUAUUAUUUAUAAAUAAUUAGAUAACAAUAACAGUUUUUGUAAUAUUGUAUAUUAUAUGAAUACAAUUUAAUUUUCAGAGUUCGAAUUUAUAAAUAACAUUGCUGAAAAAUAUUGAAAUCUCAAAAGAUUUUUUACAAACAAAAAAGUAAAUCCCCCCCCCCCCCAUAAAAAAACUCAAACAAAAUAAUGUCAAACUAUGAAAAACAUGUUCUAUACAAUCACUCUAUUGUUUUCUUGUGUCCAGUAUGGAUAAGCAAUUAAUUAAAUCCUAAUCCUGUUAAUUACUAUAAUAUACAAAUAAAUAUAAAAUAACUAUAACUGUCCACUAUAAUGAUUCCUUCCUUUGCACACUCAAUCGGCGAAGUACGAUUGCGCGCGUUAUACCUUUUUAGGUAUACGAUUGCGCACAGUGCCAGAAUAACAAAAGAAAAAAUUUUAAUUACUCAAAGGCGUACGAUUGCGCGUGAAAUUGGAUAUGACGUUGCCAAAUGUAUUAUUAUUUUUAAUAUUUGAAUACAGAUACAACUAUCAUUAAAUUUACUUAAAUAAUACAAAAUAAAAAAAUGUAAUAAUCCAACAUUUAAAUUUUUUAAUUUUAAAGCCCUGAUACCUAUUUGUAACUAUAGCCAAAUAGGUACUUAAGUAAAUUUUUUGGUGUUUUAUUAUUUAAAUAAUGUUUGUGUUCAAUUUUCAGAUUUUUGAUUUUCCUUAAUUCUUUCUUCGAUUUUGGUUUAAUAAAAUUAUUCGUUUGGAAAUGGUUAAUAAUAACUGUUUCUGCCUGAGUUUCCAUAAGGGUAGUUAAAACAACAAAUAUCGGUGAAAAACAGCAUGUUUCCAGCCGGAAAACUUUUUUUGUUGCCCCAAUAGCAUCAAUUUCAAAGUUAAUGUGUAGUAUUUCAAUUUUAAAAAAUAGUGAUUGUUUUUGCAUAUACUAAUUAAAUAUUUCCAUGCAUUAAUAUAAGUAUUUUUAAGUUUAUCUACUAUAAUCUACUAGAGUAUCGUACGGAUUUACCAUGGACCUAUAAUAUAUUUGGCAACAUUGCUUAAAAGUAAAAAUAAUAUAGCGCGCGUAAUCGUACACUUAAAAAGGUACCGCGCGCAAUCGUAUCGUGCCCCACUCAAUAAUGACCUAAUGAUUUUUGAUAUUAGUUAAUUACUCUUCUUUUGCUCCAACAUAUUAACACCAUCAACAUCCUUUUCAUAAUUGUAUGUUUAAUGUCAAUUUCGAUCCUAUCUUUUCUAUUUCACAUAAUUAACCAAUUUUUUUUUUAUAAUAAUAGUCUUUUUUUAACACCACCUUUUGUAAAUGUAUAAUGUUUUACAUUUAUUAAUUGUAAAUUGGGCACAUGUCCAUAUUAUAUCAUCCAAAAUAAAACAAUAUUGUAUAAAC
This is a messenger RNA of Aphis gossypii (cotton aphid), 3042 nucleotides long. RefSeq names its product ubiquinone biosynthesis O-methyltransferase, mitochondrial (gene Coq3). Gene Ontology annotation, biological process: ubiquinone biosynthetic process. The transcript is spliced from 7 exons. Bases 482 to 1324 code for a protein of 280 amino acids. Gene Ontology annotation, molecular function: 2-methoxy-6-polyprenyl-1,4-benzoquinol methyltransferase activity. The record is from RefSeq and is a predicted model, not a curated record. Lineage: Eukaryota; Metazoa; Arthropoda; Insecta; Hemiptera; Aphididae.